CAGUGCUCCGAACUCAUCUCCGAUGAUCUCCGAUUUGCAGCUGCAGAAGUGAAAAGAGCAAGUGUGUAUUUGUAUGUCGAAUUUCUGAAAUGUAAAUAACAAUUAGUGGAGUACGGUAUAACAUAAUAUGGCACCUACAAUACAAAGUAAUGGAAGUACUUCUGACAGAGAUAAACGUCCUCCGAGACCGGCAGAGAAAAGGUCUGAACUGAUAUGCCGGGUUAAAUACUGCAACACGUUGCCUGAUAUUCCAUUCGAUCCCAAGUUCAUCACGUAUCCCUUUGAGUCAACGAGGUUUAUACAGUACAACCCAACGUCUUUAGAACGUAAUUACAAAUAUGAAGUCUUAACCGAACAUGACUUAGGAGUUGAAAUUGAUCUCAUCAAUCGGGAUACAUAUGCCGGAGAUCCUAACGCCCAGCUGGACCCUGCAGAUGAGAAGCUUUUGGAGGAAGAUGUUCUCACUCCGCAAGACUCCAAACGCUCGAGACACCAUGCGAGAAGCGUGUCUUGGCUUCGACGCACGGAAUACAUUUCUACCGAGCAGACGCGGUUUCAACCUCAAACCAUGGAUAAAGUUGAAGCCAAAGUUGGCUACAGUAUUAAGAAGAACUUUAAGGAAGAGACGCUAUAUAUGGAUCGUGACAGUCAAAUAAAAGCCAUUGAAAAAACAUUCGAGGACAAUAAAAAGCCAAUUGAAAAGCACUACAGUAAGCCAAACGUCGUACCCGUGGAGAUUUUGCCCAUCUAUCCCGAUUUCAAGCUGUGGAAGUAUCCGUGUGCUCAAGUAAUAUUCGACUCCGAUCCUGCGCCAACAGGUCGCUCUGUACCUGCUCAAAUUGAAGAGAUGUCUCAGGCCAUGAUUCGGGGCGUUAUGGACGAAAGCGGAGAACAGUUCGUGGCAUAUUUCUUACCAUUGGACGAGACUUUGGAGAAGAGAAGAAGAGAUUUUACAGCAGGGUUAGAUUACGCGGACGAAGAGGAAUAUGAUUACAAAAUGGCCAGAGAAUAUAAUUGGAACGUGAAAAGCAAGGCCUCCAAGGGAUAUGAAGAGAAUUACUUCCUUGUUAUUCGACAAGAUGGGGUGUAUUACAAUGAACUGGAAACACGCGUGAGGCUCAGCAAACGUCGUCAAAAAGCAGGGCAGCAACCAAACAACACUAGAUUGGUUGUACGUCAUCGACCACUUAAUGCCAACGAAUUUCGAAUGCAACGCUAUCGCGAGAAGCAACUCGAGCCUCCAGGAGAAGAAGAUGAGGACGAGGAAGAUGAAGAGGAAGAAGAAGAGGAGGACCAGCAGGCAGAGCCUGAAAAGACGGAGGAAAAAGUCGCUUCGGACAACGAGCCUGCAUCGCGUGCCUCUUCUCGAGCUUCAUCUCGUGCCUCUAGCAAGAAAUCACAUUCCAAGUCUCGAUCGAAAUCACAGAGUCCGUCUCGAUCGCAAUCUAAGUCGCGGUCACCUUCUCGUUCUCCUAGUAAAUCCCGGUCUCGAUCUGGGUCCCCUCAAUCGAGGAAUUCUUCCAAGUCAAGGUCUCCAUCUAGAUCCCGUUCUGCCUCGAGAUCGCGGACCGGAUCGCCUGCUAGAUCUCGAUCCAGAUCUAAAUCAAAGUCUCGGUCGAGAUCGAGAUCUAGAUCAAAGUCCAAAUCCCGAUCGCGCUCCAGAUCGGGCAGCGGAAGCGGCAGUGGAAGCGCAAGUGGAAGUAGCGAGAGCGGAUCUGAGAGCGAAUAAAUAAUGGCAUUCAAACUUUAGAUUGAGCAAAAAAUGCUGGAUCCAAAUUUUAAAAACGCAUGAUCCUUUAUUGACAAUAGGGUUAAUCUGGUGGUUAGAGGCAGCGAUGCGACGAGUCGAAUACUUUAACAACUCGAGUUACUUGAGUUCGAAGGCAUUGCCAACUCGAGUUUGGACUCGAGUCGAUAAACUCGGUGCUGCAUACAUUCGACGCGGCGAGUAGAGUCCAUAGCGAGUUGGCGAGUGAAACAACUCGAUUGACUACGACUCGAGUCGAAGUGAAAUGACGAGUCGAGUCAAUGGCGAAUAAAAUACCUCGAUUAACGGCGUCUGAAGUUACUCAAACAUUACCAACUCGAAUCGACGACUCGAGUCGAAGUGAAAUGACGAGUCGAGUCAAUGGCGAAUAAAAUACCUCGAUUAACGGCGUCUGAAGUUACUCAAACAUUACCAACUCGAAUCGACGACUCGAGUCGAAGUGAAAUGACGAGUCGAGUCAAUGGUAAAUAAAAUAACUCGAUUAACGGCGUCUGGAAUUACUAGAACAUUGCCAACUCGAAUCGAUGACUCGAGUCAAAGUGAAAUGACGAGUCAAAGCCGAAUAAAAUAACUCGAUUAACGGCGUCUGGAGUUACUCGAACAUUGCCAACUCGAAUUGACGACUCGAGUCAAAAUGAAAUGACGAGUCAAAGGCGAAUUAAAUAACUCAAUUAACGGCGUCUGGAAUUACUACAACAUUGCCAACUCGAAUCGACGACUCGAGUCAAAGUGUAAUGACGAGUCAAAGGCGAAUAAAAUAACUCGAUUAACGGAGUCUGGAGUUACUCGAACAUUACCAACUCGAAUCGACGACUCGAGUCAAAGUGAAAUGAUGAGUCAAAGGCGACUAAAGUAACUCAAUUAACGGUGUCGGGUGUUACUAGAACAUUACCAACUAGAAUCCACGACUCGAGUCAAAGUAAAAUGACAAGUCAAAGGCGAAUAAAAUAACUCAAUUAACGGCGUCUGGAGUUACUCGAACAUUACCAACUCGAAUCGACGACUCGAGUCAAAGUGAAAUGAUGAGUCAAAGGCGACUAAAGUAACUCAAUUAACGGCGUCGGGUGUUACUCGAACAUUACAAACUAGAAUCCACGACUCGAGUCAAAGUAAAAUGACAAGUCAAAGGCGAAUAAAAUAACUCAAUUAACGGCGUCUGGAGUUACUCGAACAUUACCAACUCGAAUCGACGACUCGAGUCAAAGUGAAAUGAUGAGUCAAAGGCGACUAAAGUAACUCAAUUAACGGCGUCGGGUGUUACUCGAACAUUACAAACUAGAAUCCACGACUCGAGUCAAAGUAAAAUGACAAGUCAAAGGCGAAUAAAAUAACUCAAUUAACGGCGUCUGGAGUUACUCGAACAUUACCAACUCGAAUCGACGACUCGAGUCAAAGUGAAAUGAUGAGUCAAAGGCGACUAAAGUAACUCAAUUAACGGCGUCGGGUGUUACUCGAACAUUACAAACUAGAAUCCACGACUCGAGUCAAAGUAAAAUGACAAGUCAAAGGCGAAUAAAAUAACUCAAUUAACGGCGUCUGGAGUUACUCGAACAUUACCAACUCGAAUCGACGACUCGAGUCGAAGUGAAAUGACGAGUCGAGUCAAUGGCAAAUAAAAUAACUCAAUUAACGGCGUCUGGUGUUACUCGAAUCGACGACUCAAUACCGCAUAUUCGGCGCGACGAGUCGAGUCAAUGGCGAGUAAAAUGACUCGAUUAACGGCGACACGAGUUGAAAAGAUAUAACAAUUCGAGUACUUUAUCGACUCGAGUUACUCGAUCAUCGACGAGUCGAGUCAAUGGUAAGUUGGAGAGUAAAACGACUGCAUUAACGACGACUCGAGUCGUAGCGAAAUAACGAAUCGAGUACUUCAUUAACUCGAAUUACUUGAACAUCGACGAGUCAAAUCAGUAGCGAGUUGACGAGCAAAACGACUCGAGUCCAAGCGAUAUAACGAGUCGAGUACUUCAUCGAUUCGAGUUACGCAAACAUUGCCAACUCGAUGCUGCAUAUAUUCAACGCGACGAAUCGAGUCAAUGGCGAAUUGCAGAGUAAAACAAUUCGAAUAACGAUUACUCGAAUAAACAUAUAGGGCUCGAUUGGUAUAUCGGUGUGAGUAAGUCGGUCUCACUCUUAUUCUCGUAACUUGCAUUCGUUUGUACUAAUAACUCGAGUUGCGAUAAAAACGACUCGAGUUGACUCGAGUUAAAAUACUUGACUCGUCUCAUUGCUAGUUAGAGGACACUUUUAGAAUGUUCCCGAAUUACUAACUCAGGAGUAUAGGGUAAAAUAGAGGAUAUGGUACCGUCGGUCAAAUCGUACCAUUACGAUAUUUAAGAAGAUACGUUUAGAAAUAGCCAUUUAACUGAAAAAUUAUAAACCUAAACUUGCAUUAUUUGUUUAUAUCUAUUUGAUGGUAGCAUCGGUGAUUACUGAAGUCAGGGGCAUAUUAUAUUAGUUCGUUAACGUGUUACUAAUUUUACCGCUUUGUCUCUAAUCAGUAUCAACCAUGUGAGGUACGUUCAAACAUUCCCUAGUAGCACCGAAUAAUUUCUAAAUAUUUUUUGUAAUCUUGCUAAACAUCUCAAGCGACAGAUUUUUCAAGAUGUCUUGUAGAUUUCAUUUGAAGAUAUUUCCUGCGCUAAGAUGAAGGUAUUGGGAGAUCUUGGAGAGAAAAUUUAGUUAGCACUGAAUGCAGAUAUGACGGUGGGUGGCACUCUGUAGUCAAUUAGUGUAUCAAAAAUCACGAACCCAGGAGAUUCCUAAUUUUACUUCGACAACGUAAGGUGAAAUGAAACACCCCUCAAAUCAGUUGAUUCGAAUUAGACACUUUUUUCUAAGAAUAUUGGACCAAACUAUCCGAAACAUUGAUACAUAACUCGCGAGCGCCUGAAAAUUAUCCCGACACUUUCAAACUUUGGAUUUUCCACAAAAAAAUGUUGACUUAGCCUAGACCAGAAUCAAAAUGGAGUUGGACUUUCAUAUUUCGAUUGAUAUACAAUUA
This is a messenger RNA of Orussus abietinus, 4772 nucleotides long. RefSeq names its product RNA polymerase II-associated factor 1 homolog (gene atms). NCBI's taxonomy places the organism in Eukaryota, Metazoa, Arthropoda, Insecta, Hymenoptera, Orussidae. Gene Ontology annotation, molecular function: chromatin binding; RNA polymerase II complex binding. Bases 128 to 1729 code for a protein of 533 amino acids. Gene Ontology annotation, cellular component: Cdc73/Paf1 complex. The record is from RefSeq and is a predicted model, not a curated record. Gene Ontology annotation, biological process: transcription elongation by RNA polymerase II. The transcript has 8 exons.